Molecule: messenger RNA, 2403 nt
Organism: Triticum aestivum (bread wheat)
Lineage: Eukaryota; Viridiplantae; Streptophyta; Magnoliopsida; Poales; Poaceae
Product: probable serine/threonine-protein kinase CA_C1728
Exons: 12
Coding region: 1-2148 (715 amino acids)
Biological process (GO): protein phosphorylation
Molecular function (GO): protein binding; protein kinase activity; ATP binding
Source: RefSeq, a predicted model, not a curated record
AUGGAUCGUGAGGUCCUGGAGCGUAUACUUGAUGGAAGAGAGAAGCCGACAAAUCUAUCACUUGCACUUUUGAAGGAUAUCACAGAAAAUUUCUCAGAUGAUCGAGAAAUCGGUCACGGUGGAUUUGCAACUGUUUAUAAGGGAGUGCUUCGUAAUGGGAACGUUGCUGUAAAGAGGAUAAGGAACAGUCAUUCAAUCAAUGAGACAUUAUUUUAUCGAGAAGUUGACAGCCUGUUGAACAUUAAACAUAAAAACGUCGUACGCUUUCUUGGCUUCUGUGCUAGCACAGAUCAGAUAGCCAUACAAAUUGCAGGAUCAAAACGACAUAUUUAUGCUGAGGUAAGAGAAAGACUACUCUGUUUUGAGUAUAUCAGCAAUGGAAGUCUACAAAAGUAUGUUACUGAUGAAUUAAGAGGACUGGAAUGGAAUACACGCUAUGGAAUAAUUAGAGGAAUCUGUGAAGGUUUGCAUCAUCUGCACACGGAGAAGCACAUAUAUCAUAUGGAUUUGAAACCUGGCAAUAUACUACUAGAUAAUGAUAUGGUGCCGAAAAUCACAGAUUUCGGUUUAUCAAGACUUGAUGAAAAGUCAAAAACCAUGAGUGAAUACCGUCUCGGAUCACUAGGAUAUUGUGCUCCAGAGUACAUAUCUGAAGGAAAUAUGUCAUUCAAAUCAGACAUGUACAGUUUGGGAAAAAUAAUCAUCGAGCUAGUGACGGGAGGAAAGGAGAUCCUCAAUAAUAGCAACACUGUACUUAGGAGAUGGAGGCACAGAUGGAAAAAGUCAGGAAAGGAAACACCACUGGUUUACCAACAAGUAGCAAAAUGCAUCGAAAUUGGGUUACUCUGCCAAGAACGUGAACCAUCCAAGCGGCCCUUUAUAUGGGAUAUAAUAAAUGAUAUCAGCCACAUGGAAGUUGUAAACGAGGAAAUCAACAAUGCCAAUGAAUAUACAUUUGGGAAGAUAAGCUCUUGCCUGGAGGAGGAUGAUAUGCUUGGAAUUGAGCCACUCAAACUACAUUUCCCUUUUGCCCUUAACAAACAGAUGUCCUGCGAGAUUCAACUAACCAAUGAGACGGACUCUUACAUUGCCUUCAAUGUCCAAAAUAUGAGCCCCAAGUCAUACAACACACAACCGCAGAAAGACAUUAUGCCACCACGAUCCAAGUGUAACAUUGAAAUAACACUGCAGGCGCAAGGCAAUGUGCUGAUAGAUAUGCAGCAUGCCAAUGAGUUUGUUGUGUGGAGCACCAAAGUGAAUGAUGGUAUUGCAUUUGAGGAUAUUACUAAAAGCAUGUUCAUCAAAGAGACAAUCAAUGUGGUUGAUGAGGUGAAUUUGGAUGUGGUUUUUGAUGUAAGUGAGCCACAAGAAGCAAGUGACAAAAUCAGUGAGGGCAAUGCCCUCACAGAUCGUGCCAAUGAAUCUACUGUGUGGAGCACCAAAGUGAUGAUUGAUGGCCUUGCAAUUGAGGAUAUAACUACAAACAAGCUCAUUAAAGAGGCAGACACCAUGGUUGAUGAGGUGCACUUGGAUGUGGUUUUUGAUGCCAAUGAGACAUUUGAAGAGCACUCGGCUGCUAUUAUGGCCCUGAAAUUUAACCCGGCGGACACCAACAGUUUUGCAAGUGCUUCGCAUGAUACUACAAUAAAGCUCUUAUAUAUGGUUGGUGUUCAGGUUUGGAGUCUCGAUUCUCCCAAAUCCAAGUAUACUCUUUUUGGGCAUAGGCAUGUAGUGAACUUCCUGGAUUUCUUCACGCGUGAGGGUCAGCAGUAUUUGAUUAGUGGCUCCUGGGAUGCGACUGCGAAGAUAUGGGACAUGGACAAGAAGGAGUGCGUUCAUACACUUGAACAUGAGUCUGCAGUUUUUCAGGUCGUUUCCCAUCCCAAUCUUCCAGUUCUAAUUACAGGUACAAAGGAUGGUGAUGUUCACGCGUGGAGCUCAAAUGAUUUCAGGCUCAAGAGAAUACAUAACUUUCAUGACAGUGGAUGGGUUGUGGGUCUCGCAUGUUUGGUGGGAUCAGGAAGGCUUGUAGUUGCACACAAAACUGGAGUGUCGUUGAUGGAAAUUCGUGAUGAAGAAGAACAAGGUGGUAGCACAGGCAGCAAUGAUAAUUCUUUAUCAGCGACAAAUUUGGACAUCCAAAGCUAGUACCACUUUGGAGUAUAACUCAUUUUUCUCGAAGUGAUACAUAUGGCACGUCUACGUAGUUGACCAUCAUGUCCAGCAUCAUGAAUUCCUAGAUCUGGAAUUUGAACGAUUGCUUUUUGGAGAUGAAAAGUGUCGCUCGGAGCUCAACAACCAGCCAACUCUCUCAUAGAGGUGGGCAUUAUCUAGAUUGUGUGUAGAAGAUGAUGAUUUCAUGAAGAUUAGUUAUUUUUGCUCGAGAGUGAAGGGGCAUAUACA